This is a messenger RNA of Triticum aestivum (bread wheat), 724 nucleotides long. RefSeq names its product em protein-like. NCBI's taxonomy places the organism in Eukaryota, Viridiplantae, Streptophyta, Magnoliopsida, Poales, Poaceae. Gene Ontology annotation, cellular component: cytosol. The coding region runs from base 113 to 394 and encodes 93 amino acids. Gene Ontology annotation, biological process: response to abscisic acid. The record is from RefSeq and is a predicted model, not a curated record. The transcript has 2 exons.
GCUACCACAUCCAUAGCCAGCAUCAAGUAAGAAACCACAAACACGGCACAAGCACACACGAUUCCUUCCGGUUGAGGUUAAAGUAGCUAGCGAGGCAGAAAGAGAGCGAGCGAUGGCCUCCGGUCAGCAGGAGAGGUCGCAGCUGGACCGCAAGGCCCGCGAGGGCGAGACCGUCGUCCCCGGCGGCACCGGCGGCACCAACCUCCAGGCGCAGGAGAACCUCGCCGAAGGGCGCAGCCGCGGCGGGCAGACGCGCAAGGAGCAGAUGGGGGAGGAAGGGUACCGCGAGAUGGGGCGCAAGGGCGGGCUGAGCACCAACGACGAGUCCGGCGGCGAGCGCGCCGCCAGGGAGGGUAUCGACAUCGACGAGUCCAAGUUCAAGACCAAGUCCUAGAUGAUCCGUUAGCGUAGCAAGCAAGACGACUCUCCUUAGUUGGUUGGUUUACCUUGCCGGAUGAAUAAUGUAGGUCAGGAAUCCUGACGUGCACGCAUGUAGGAGAUCAUACGUAGUAGUAGUAUGAUCAUGUGUGCUUGGUAGUACAUAGCUGGUAGUCCGUACUACGUACUGAUGGUCAGUCGAGUCAUGCGCCCGUGUCGGUCGGAAGUGUGGUUGUGGCUCCGGUGGCUGGUCCGGCCGCUCGUCCCAAACCAGCUUCCGCUGUAUCCUUGUAUUCUCAGUAAUGUAAGUCGUCGUUGCUGAAAUCUGAAGCUUUGUGGUUUGCUA